Molecule: messenger RNA, 2367 nt
Organism: Nannizzia gypsea CBS 118893
Lineage: Eukaryota; Fungi; Ascomycota; Eurotiomycetes; Onygenales; Arthrodermataceae
Product: kinesin family protein
Exons: 6
Coding region: 1-2367 (788 amino acids)
Biological process (GO): microtubule-based movement
Cellular component (GO): microtubule; nucleus; kinesin complex
Molecular function (GO): microtubule motor activity; ATP hydrolysis activity; ATP binding
Source: RefSeq, a predicted model, not a curated record
AUGGAGCGGCCGAAGUCUUCGAGCGGACAGAUGUCGCUGUUCCAGGUCUAUCUGCGACUGCGCCCGCCGAUCCAGGGCAGACAUGAUGCCAAACAAGAGCCCUUUUUGUCCAUUGAGCCUCCUGAGGGCGACGAGCCGUUUCCAACCCACAUUACCGUCCAGCCGCCGAACGAUGCGAGAAAACGGGCCGUCGAGAAGUUCGCGUUCACGAAGGUGUUCGAGGAGGAAGCUACACAGCUAGAUGUCUUUCAGGAGUCUGGCAUGCAAUCAUUGAUCAAUGCCGUGAUUUUGGAAAACAGGGAUAGCCUGGUGGCGACGCUGGGAGUUACAGGAAGUGGGAAGAGCCAUACCAUCCUGGGAUCCAAGACGCAGCGAGGUAUAACGCAGAUGUCACUUGAUAUCAUAUUUAAGUCGCUUGAAAACACGAUACAAGUCCCAGAUGAUGAAGCAGAGGACCCUCUCCUCGAUUCCGUCACCGCAUCAGACCCGUCAGAAGCCCAGAUUUACUCUGCAGAACAUUUUCUAGAGAUGAUCUACGGAGACGGAGAUCGAGGACGAAUAUCAAGAGCGCAGACACCUAUGUCUAGAUCUCAGACGCCCAUGGUAGGUCACUCAUCACAACUCAGCAUCUCAGCACAAUGGGGGAAGAAUACGCAUUCAGCACUUGAGCAGAUACACCAAAAAGCACAGAUAUACCCCUUUACAUCACAGUCUCUUGGCUAUAAAGAGCCGAAUUAUAAACUUCCCUCCCAACGCCCCUUUUGGAACAGAAAUAACCACAACAGUAUAGCAAAGAAUGUUACUAAACCACAUCUCAAGGAUUCGUUCAUAGGAAGCAGCUCGCGACGCCCACACCUCCCUCGAGUUAGCAUACUGCCCCAAGACCCCGACACGAGCAGCAUCAAAAUCCCCGUUCCCGAAACCGACGAGCAUGUUGUCCUAGUGUCGAUGUACGAAGUGUAUAAUGAUAGAAUCUUCGACCUCCUCUCCCCGGCCAGCCAAGUUAAUGGAACCAGAGCUGCUAAUAACCAGAAAGACCGCCGACGACCUCUACUUUUCAAAUCAACCGAAGGCUCAACAGAUCGUAAAGUUGUUGCCGGGUUGCGGAAAGUCGUUUGCUCAACAUACGAAGAAGCGCUAAUGGUCCUUGAAACAGGCUUGACUGAAAGAAGGGUUACUGGCACAGGAAGUAACAGCGUCAGCUCCAGAAGCCAUGGAUUCUUCUGCGUUGAAGUUAAGAAGAAGGUCAGGGAUAGGAGAUAUGGUCACGAAUCAUGGGCCGGACACACCUUCACCAUUGUUGAUCUUGCAGGCUCCGAGCGAGCGAGAAACGCAAAAACCGCCGGAGCAACGCUUGCGGAAGCAGGUAAAAUUAACGAGAGUCUGAUGUACCUUGGUCAAUGUCUGCAGAUGCGGUCUGAUAUCCAAGAUGGCAACAAGGCACUCGUACCAUUCAGACAGUGUAAACUGACAGAGCUCCUGUUUUCAAACUCAUUCCCAUCACCAAAUAAUUCAUCGAAUUCACAACCAAGAAAUUCCCAAAGGGCUGUCAUGCUAGUAAUGGCUGACCCCCUUGGUGAUUUCAAUGCAACGUCCCAAAUGCUGCGGUAUUCUGCCCUCGCCAAGGAGGUUACCGUUCCAAGAAUUCCAUCUAUAACGAGCACAAUACUAUCUGCUCCUCCUAGCUCAACAACGCAAAAACCUAGCCCUGGUACCUCUAGUAAGGCUCAAGCCGCUUAUGCAGAUCAGCUAGAACUCGCGGCCUUGGAAAUUGCACAGAUAAGUGACGAAUAUGAAGCACUUGCUGUUAGGUUCUCUGAGGAACAAGCCCUGAGGAUCGAGGCGGAGUUCAAGCUCAAAGCUGCUGAAGAGAGAUGUUUGCUCAUCGAACAGGAUGUUCGGGAGGAAUGCUGGGCUGAGAUGGAGGAGCGCAUGGACGAAGAGAAGCGACGGUGGCAAGCAGCUUUAGAUGAACAGACUUCUCGAAAUGAGGACCAUCUAGAUAUGAAAAUUGACAUUCUUUCCCGUGGUAUCAAGAUACACGAAGACCCUGCGCCAGAUUCAGCCGAAAAAAUAGACGAAUUAGAAUCCGAAAAUGACGCGCUACGGCGCAAAAUAGAGCAGCUCGAAAGAGAGCUUCAUUCUAGAUCUCCAACUAAGAAAACUAGAUCCAAGAAAAACACUAUACCCGGUCGAUAUGAUUCCAUGGAUUAUAGCUUCAUUCCCGCUAAUGAAAGUAAUAUUGAGAAUUCCCAGCUGGACAUGAAGAAGCUCAAUAUGAAGUCUAGCCCCCUUUCACAGUCCGGCAAACCGAAAAGGUUGACUACCCGUCAAUGGGACCUAGCUCCUGAAGGCGCAUAUGAUUAA